Didymosphaeria variabile is the source of this 1308-nucleotide messenger RNA. RefSeq lists its product as uncharacterized. The record is from RefSeq and is a predicted model, not a curated record. Gene Ontology annotation, molecular function: hydrolase activity, hydrolyzing O-glycosyl compounds. The transcript has 4 exons. Lineage: Eukaryota; Fungi; Ascomycota; Dothideomycetes; Pleosporales; Didymosphaeriaceae. Gene Ontology annotation, biological process: carbohydrate metabolic process. Bases 1 to 1308 code for a protein of 435 amino acids.
AUGCUUCUUCAAACAGUUGUACUCGCGCUCGGCGCCGCCAGCGUAGGGCAAGCUGCGAACAGCUGGAUUGUACCGGGUGCGGCAUGGAUGUCCACUUCGAACACGAAGAUCGAUGCGCACGGUGGUAUGGUGUAUGAGCAGGGCGACACAUUCUACUGGGUUGGCCAGUCUGCAUCGCACAAUGAACAAGCCUACAUGUACACCUCCACCAACCUGCUCGACUGGACGCCCGCAUCCAACCCGAAGAACAGCAUCCAGUAUAUGUGGAGGCCUAAGGUAGCCAAACCAAAUGGUAGCUGGUGGAUCUACGGACAAGUAGACCGCAACGUCCAGGCUAUGAAAGCCACGACCAUUGAUGGGAGUUAUGUGCUUUCAGGCGGGAAGGUAACGCUGCCGCCGAGUGGGUACACUUACAGCGACACUGGUAUGUUCCGCGACGACGCAGACCAAACGUGGUAUCUCCUCACGUCUGCCGACCACAAUACCGUGCAGAUCAACCGUAUCAACGCCGACGGCACCGUAGGCGACCGCGUGAACUACCUUGCUAAAGGUGCUUACGAAGCCCCCGGCAUGUUGAAAGUAAACGGCAUCUACUACCUCAUUGUCUCGGGCAAAACGGGCUGGCGCUCAAACCCUAACCAAGUUUUCUGGACGGACAAACUCGUCGGCGGCUCGUGGAACGGCCCUGUUGGUAUCGCACCCGAAGCCGAAAAAACCUACAACAGCCAGAACACAUUCGAGCUCACCGUGACCGGCAGCAAGAAAACGACCUAUAUCUACAUGGGUGACAGCUGGGACUCCAAAGGCGGGCCCGACAGCAACUACGUCUGGCUCCCUAUCACCGUCGACACGAGUGGGAAGAAGUUGACGCUUGAGUACCACGCGCAGUGGAAGAUCGACGUCGCGACAGGCGAGGUGCAGGUCCCCAGUGUGAAGCGGCGGUACGAGGCUGAGCAUGCCACGCUGGAAGGACGGGCAGCGGUCGCGCGGUGUGAGCACUGUCUCAACAAGCGAGGUGUGCAGAAGCUUCAUGAGGGCGUGGUGAGCUUUGCGAAUGUGACGGGCCUUGGUGGUCCGCAGUGGGUGCAGUUCCAUUACCGUGUGCCACCGUCGAGUGAUGCUGAGGCCUGGGUAUCUGUCAAUGAUGGGCCUGCUGUCAAUAUCUCGUCGUUGAAUCACAGGGCCGGGUAUCAUAGUGUGGUGCCCGUUCAGUUGGACCUCAUUGAGGGGAGCGAGAACACGAUAUCCUUCGGCACAAAUGGAGGUGAGGGUAUUGUGCUGGAUGGGAUAGAGGUUGUGGAAGACUAA